AACUGAAGUGUAGUUGAGCUGUUGUGUGUUUUUGUCUCUGUAUUCAUGCAGUAAAAUGGCAGAAGCCAGAAUUUCUCAGGAUGAGUUCAUGUGUUCAGUGUGUCUGGAUCUCCUGAAGGAUCCAGUGACCACUUCCUGUGGACACAGUUACUGUAAGAUCUGUAUUACAGGCUGCUGGGAUCAGGAGGAUGAGGUGAGAGUCUACAGCUGUCCUCAGUGCAGACAGACCUUCAGUCCAAGACCUGUUUUAGCUAAAAACACCAUUCUGGCUGAAAUGGUGGAGAAACUGAAGAAGACUAAACUUCCUGCUGACUGUUACGCUGGAGCUGGAGAUGUGCAGUGUGACGUCUGUACUGGAAGAAAACACAAAGCCGUCAAGUCCUGUCUGGUGUGUCUGAACUCUUACUGUCAGAAUCACCUUGAACAACAUGAGAGUUUGUUUAAAGGAAAGAGACACAAUCUGACUGAAGCCACUGGACGACUGCAGGAGAUGAUCUGCCUGAAACACGACAAGAUCCUUGAGGUUUUCUGCCGCACUGAUCAGAAUUGUAUAUGUCUGCUGUGUACGAUGGAUGAACAUAAAAACCAUGACACUGAAUCAUUUGCAGCACAGAGGACAGAGAAACAGCACCAGCUGAAAGAGACGCAGAGGUGGUUCCAGCAGAGGAUCCAGCAGAGAGAGAAAGAUCUUCAGCAGCUGAGAGAGGCUGUGGAGUCUCAUAAGCGCUCUGCACAGACAGCAGUGGAGGACAGUGAGAGGAUCUUCACUGAGCUCAUCCGCUCCAUUCAGAGAAGCCGCUCUGAGGCCACACAGUGUAUCAGAGAUCAGGAAAAGACUGCAGUGAGUCGAGCUGAAGGACGACUGGAGCGACUGGAGCAGGAGAUCAAUGAUCUGAGGAGGAGAAACGCUGAGCUGGAGCAGCUUUCACACACACAGGAUCACAUCCAUUUCCUGCAGAGUUUCCAGUCUCAUUCAGCUCCUCCUGAAUCUACAGACAUAAAUGACGAUCCCUUCAAUUCUCUCUCCUCUUUUGAUGGAGUGAGAGAAUCUGUCCGUCAGCUGAGAGACAAACUGGAGUAUUUCUGCAAAGAGGAGCUGAAGAAGAUCUCUGACAGAGGUAAAGUCCUGGAGAUUUCUCUUUCACCAAGAUUGUUCCCAGGACCAGGAACGACUUCCUACAAUAAGGUGAAAGAAAACAUGACUGAAGAGUUUUAUAGUUGA
Messenger RNA from Megalobrama amblycephala (Wuchang bream), 1222 nucleotides. Its product is annotated as E3 ubiquitin/ISG15 ligase TRIM25-like. The transcript is spliced from 6 exons. Gene Ontology annotation, molecular function: zinc ion binding. NCBI's taxonomy places the organism in Eukaryota, Metazoa, Chordata, Actinopteri, Cypriniformes, Xenocyprididae. The record is from RefSeq and is a predicted model, not a curated record. The coding region runs from base 56 to 1222 and encodes 388 amino acids.